Molecule: messenger RNA, 2091 nt
Organism: Trichoplusia ni (cabbage looper)
Lineage: Eukaryota; Metazoa; Arthropoda; Insecta; Lepidoptera; Noctuidae
Product: sodium/potassium-transporting ATPase subunit beta-2-like
Exons: 7
Coding region: 237-1184 (315 amino acids)
Biological process (GO): potassium ion import across plasma membrane; intracellular sodium ion homeostasis; intracellular potassium ion homeostasis
Cellular component (GO): sodium:potassium-exchanging ATPase complex
Molecular function (GO): ATPase activator activity
Source: RefSeq, a predicted model, not a curated record
AGCAUUUAAGUAUAAUAUUAAUAAUGGCUUCAGAAAACAUUUACAUAAUUCUGAGACUAUUCAUUAGAUUGACACUUGAAUAAACCAUGUAAAAAACCGACAGGUCACAAACCCUUAAAACCUAACAAAACUCUACCCCUCUGCCUCUGAGAGGCACCACAACUGUAGGCACAAUACAUUCAGACAAGUUGUUACCAGCAUGCAUCGCGACCAUCGUCAGUGUACCUCGAGCCGCGAUGGGCGCCGACAAGCCGAACGGCGUGGUCAACUACUGCCGCCGCCCGCCCCAGCGGCCCUUCCUGCAGAGGAUACAGUAUGGCAUCUGGAAUCCCGAAGACAGGACAUUCCUCGGCAGGACACCUCAUCGAUGGGGGGUGAUCGGGCUGAUCUACUUGGUGAUGUACAUAUGCAUCAUCAUCUUCUUCUCCAUCUGCAUGUGCGGCCUCAUGGCCACCAUGGAUGACAAGAUACCCUACUUCACACUCGCUGAUUCUAUUAUUGGAGCCAACCCUGGCAUGGGUCACCGGCCGCUGGUGUUCGAGGAGGGAGCUCUCAUCUGGUAUAACAAGGACAAUAAAACCCAGAUCAAAAAAUACGUUGACAACAUCAACGAGUUCCUAGCACCUUACAACAACAAGUCUCUCCUAGUCACGAAGGGUGAGAACCAGCGCGAGUGUGGUGACGUGAAGCCACCCCGCGCCGAGGUGUGCGCCUUCGACACCAGCCUGUUUGGGCCCUGCUCCGUGGAGAACGACUUCGGUUACGCUAACGCCACCCCAUGCCUUAUUGUCAAACUUAAUAGGUUGUACGAUUGGAACCCUGAGUUUUAUGACGAUCCCGGCAACUUACCCCCUGAGAUGCCGCCGGACAUUAAAGACUACAUCAACAGCGCCACUCCUCAGCAACGUCGUAAAGUGUGGGUGUCGUGUAUGGGCGAGCGGCCGGCGGACGUGGAGGCUCUCGGGCCGCUGAAGUACUGGCCCUACCCGGGCCUGCCCGAGACCUUCUUCCCGUACGACAACACUCCCGGAUACCUCAGUCCACUCGUCGCUGUGCAACUGCUGAAGCCUACUCUGCACCAAAUUAUCAACAUUCGCUGCCGCGCGUGGGCGCGCAACAUCCAGUAUACCGAGAGCCUCAAGGAGCGCCUCGGCUCCACCCACCUGGAGAUCAUGAUUGACUGAACAGGGACCAGAGACCUAGUGCCUUACGUGCUGGAGGGGAGCAGUCUGUGCCAUUUCAAACUUACACUUGAAAGAAAUUAGGUUCAAAUUUGAAUUAUGCUAUACCCAACAGCCUUAGUUAUUCUGUUGUAAGACCAUUUCAUAAGCCUUUUUGAACUCUACUAUUACUUCACCAUUAGUGUCCUUGCCUACAGAAUCAGUUAGAGAAAUGUGGUACCAUAUUGAUAAUCGUGAAUUUAAUGUUUAAAAUUUUAUGAAUUUUCCUACUUCAUUUCAAUUUUGUCACCUAUUUAUCGAAAAUCUUUAGUUAACACAGACUGUUUACCCCUAAAUCCAAGCACUAAAACUAAAUGUGUCUUAUUACAUAGUUUGUACUACUUAGAUAAAUUAUUAUUUUAUAUGAACAAAGAUAUUUCUAAAAGUAAAUGUGAUCAGUAAUCAUGUGAAGUGUUGAUGUAGAUUCAAGUUUUAUAAGGUAUCUGCUCACUGCGAUGGACAAAUAUUAGCCACCUGAUGUACUUAGUUAGACAUAUUAUUAAUAAAGAAACAAAACGUAGGCAAUGCCACAGACAAGGCCUUAGUUGCGCCGUAACUUGCUAAUUACGGCAAUUUAUUUAUAUUCAUGUAAUGGGGCAUUCUACAUGUUUGGUUCGUACUUAACAGGUAACGGAACUCUAUUUUUGUCACUUUCUGUUACAUCUUUCCGUCUGUUUGUCUGUCCGUCGGACACUUCGCCAGUUUCAUUUUUAAUAAUAGAGGAUCACGUAUAUACAUUUUUUGCAAAUACAGCAUCAUUAUGAGCAGAUAUUUUAAAGAUAAAUAAAUAUUUACCUCUUAAUAUUAAAUAAAUAGAAACGUCGUGUUAUUUUUGUAAAUGAGUACUUAAAUAGAGUGUGAUGUAUGUUUA